Heteronotia binoei (common prickly gecko) is the source of this 1766-nucleotide messenger RNA. It is a transcript of the gene FGF11, whose product is annotated as fibroblast growth factor 11. Gene Ontology annotation, molecular function: fibroblast growth factor receptor binding; growth factor activity. Gene Ontology annotation, biological process: positive regulation of cell population proliferation; cell differentiation; fibroblast growth factor receptor signaling pathway. Gene Ontology annotation, cellular component: cytoplasm. Lineage: Eukaryota; Metazoa; Chordata; Lepidosauria; Squamata; Gekkonidae. The record is from RefSeq and is a predicted model, not a curated record.
AUGGCCGCCUUGGCCAGCUCGCUCAUCCGCCAGAAGCGGGAGAUCCGCGACCCCGUGGCCAGCCGGCCCGUCUCCGCCCAGCGCAAGGUGUGCCCGCGCGGCACCAAGUCCCUCUGCCAGAAGCAGCUGCUCGUGCUCAUCUCCAAGGUGCGCCUCUGCGGGGGGCGCAAGGGACGCCUCGACAAGGCCCCCGAACCGCAGCUGAAAGGCAUCGUCACCCGGCUCUUCUGCCGGCAUGGCUAUUACCUCCAGGUGCACCCGGAUGGCAGGAUCGACGGCACGAGAGAGGAUGCCAACGGUUUGACUCUCUUCAACCUGAUCCCCGUGGGCCUCCGGGUGGUCGCCAUCCAGAGCACGAAGUCGGGCCAGUACGUGGCCAUGAACGCCGAAGGCUAUCUCUAUACCUCCGCUCACUUCACCGCCGAGUGCCGUUUCAAGGAGUGCGUCUUUGAAAACUAUUACGUGAUGUAUUCCUCCACCCUGUACCGGCAGCGGGAGUCCGGACGGUCGUGGUAUUUGGGCAUCAACAAAGACGGGCAGGUGAUGAAGGGGAACCGAGUAAAGAAGACCAAAGCCGCCGCCCACUUCCUCCCCAAACUGCUGGAAGUGGCUUUGUAUCGUGAGCCAUCUCUGCACAACGUCGUCGAGUCCGUCUUGUCCAAGAAGGCAGAGGAGGAAGACACGGCUGCUCCCCCCGUCAAAGAGAUAUCCAAGGCUGAAGCCACGUAGCCCUGAGGGUGGGGGGUGCGUCCUCUCUCUCCGCCCCCCCCCGCCUCCUCUCCUCUCACGUGUGUCACAGACACACAUGCCCCCCCCCUCCAGUGGCCACUCUUGUAGCCACCAUCUGAACAAAUCCCUUCACGUUUCCUCUUUUAUUUCUCAGGAUGUCCCCCCCCCCACAAAAAAAACCUGAUUUUUUCCUCUUGUGUUCAACCACUGAUUUUUAAGACAGUCUGCCAGGAGGUGAAGGAUCACAGACUACAGACUUUCCUUCUCUGUGGAUAAGAAGAAACUACAGAAGGAGAGAGUCUUCCGUUUCAAGCCAUAGGUGCAAUAUGGCCUCCAGCCUCCAGGGGCAGCAGCCUUGUGAUGCUGUGUAAGGGCAGCAGAUGCCCGUCUUUCAAACUGUGAUAAAUCCACCGCAGGCUUUCUGGCCAGUGUAGGGCAGAAGUUGUCGCCCCUGUCAGGGAUACAAUGAACAUAGCAAAACAAUCUAUUCCGUCUUCCAUGUAAGCCAAUUGUUGCAAUACGGUGCUUCGCUUCUGCGGCUCUGAUGACACGAGUUCUAAUUCCACACCGGGAGAAAGCAGGCUGGGAAGAGGAAAAGGCGUGACUACACCGAGCCAGCUGGAAGCAACGUCCUGUCUCUCGUUCUACAUGGGGGGGCAAAGAUCUUCCAUUUCACAAUCAGUUUUUUUAAAGUUUUGUUUACUGAGCGGUGACCUUGUCCUGUUACGAAUUUGCACGAGAGAAGAGAAAAUUGAGUCACUGACUUUUUAAGAGUUGUGGACAGCAGCAGCAGUUAACGAGAAGAGAUUCCUUGGGGAAAGGGGCAACGGAUCGAGUGUUGGUUUACUAGCUCAGGCCUUGGGGGGGGGGCGGGGGGAGCAGUCCUCUCCUUUUGGCCAUCUCAGGACCCGAAGGGAGGGUGUGGCCUUCCCAAAACUGAAAUCACUUCAUCUUCUGGUGGAGCAAUUUUUAAAACUGGGAUCUUUCUUCCUUCACCCGUGACUCGUCGAUAUUGACUCAUCGGAGGAAUAUCAAAA